AUGAGUGCAUCAGGUUUCCCAGUCGCUAAACCGCUGCCCUCUGUGUGGACGGAAGAACCCCACGUACUGGAUGACUACAGAUCAGCAGAGACGUUAUCGGGAGAAUUUGAUAUCGCCAUCAUCGGUUCGGGGUUCUCUGGCGUCUCCACGGCAUACCACAUUCUGAAAAUCAGCAGCACUGCACCUGCAGUGGUGCUGCUCGAGGCACGUUCCCACUGCUCGGGUGCUACUGGAAGGAAUGGAGGUCAUAUUAAACCCGACACCUACUAUAGCACGACAAAGUAUGAAAGGAUCUACGGUUCCGAGCAAGCAUCGAAGUUACAAAAGUUCGAGAGCUCCCAAGUCCUGGCUGUGAAGGAGUUGGUAGAGUCUGAGGGCCUGGAUUGUGACUUUCAUGUGACACGAGCUGUCGAUGUGUACAUGGAUCCUGACCACGCCCGUCAGACUUACGCUGCAUAUGUGAAACUCCGAGACAGCGGGUUUUUUGACCUCAAGGACGUCGCAUAUACGGACAGCAGCAGUGCUGAACGGAUAUCGGGAGUUAAAGGAGCCCAGUCUCUUUUCAGCUUCACCGCAGCAUAUCUUUGGCCUAGAAAGAUGGUACUGGGUCUUCUCCAGCGUCUGAUCCAGCAGCACGAUGUAAAGGCCUAUGCACAGACCCCAGUUGCGAAGGUCUCGAAGUCUCGAGAUAGUGCUGGGUUCUGGACGAUUUUCACUUCGCGAGGCAAUCUGCGAGCUCGUAAGAUCGUGUACGCAACUAAUGGCUACACAGCGGCCCUGCUACCGCAGUACAGUCGAAAAAUCGUCCCAGUCCGUGGUGUUUGCAGUCAUAUAACGACACCUAGAGGCCAGAAUUCACCUCACCUACCCAAUACCUACAGCUUGAGAUUUGGAGGCGCUAAUUAUGAUUACUUAGUUCCACGACCGGAUGGGAGUAUCGUUGUUGGCGGCGCGCGUCAAACAUUCCUGCACGAUCGGGACCUAUGGUUUAACACUGUUCGCGAUGAUCAGAGGAUGUCGAUGGCAGCUGACAAGUAUUUCCAAAAUUACAUGCAGCAACACUUCAGAGGCUGGGAAGACAGCAAAGCGACCACCAAACGAGUUUGGACAGGAGUCAUGGGCUAUACUUCUGACUACAUGCCACAUAUCGGAGAAGUGCCGGACAUGCCCGGACAAUACAUCAUUGCUGGAUUUACAGGACGUGGAAUGGCAUACAUAUUGCUAGCCAGCAAAGCCUUGUCACGGAUGAUUGUGGAAGGUAUCGACUAUGAGCAAACAGAGCUGCCUGCCAUGUUUGAAUCCACCAAGGAAAGGCUGUCGUCGUCCGAAAGCGAGCUUGAGAAUGAGUUCUCAGGUGUUUGGAAUUUGAAGGAGAAGGAUCACGCAGGGGAUUUUGUAGCACCAAUUCUGCGAGCCAGACUAUAG
Exophiala bonariae is the source of this 1425-nucleotide messenger RNA. RefSeq lists its product as uncharacterized. The record is from RefSeq and is a predicted model, not a curated record. Lineage: Eukaryota; Fungi; Ascomycota; Eurotiomycetes; Chaetothyriales; Herpotrichiellaceae. The transcript is spliced from 3 exons. The coding region runs from base 1 to 1425 and encodes 474 amino acids. Gene Ontology annotation, cellular component: cytoplasm. Gene Ontology annotation, molecular function: oxidoreductase activity.